AUGGCGCGCGAACACCGCGAUACAGCUCCGUCUCCCACCGCCGCUACCGCCGCCACCGCCGACGGGGCAGACCUUGCCGUUGAGGUCGCGAGCGGGGUCGAGAGAGUGGCAGGAGAAGGGGGUCGCGACCACCGCCAGCGUUCGCCCUCGCCACCGCCGUGGGGGGUGGAGAAGCUGUGGAGCGACACGGACAGCGACCACGGAGGUGUCGCCGACGGCGAGGAGGACGGGUACGGCAACGACGGCGGUGUGGAGGAGUUCAAGUUCUCGGCACCACCGAUGACGACGACGACGACGAUGGCCCCCGAGGCGGUACCGGAGGAGGAGAUGCUGGGAGCGGGAGCGGGGCUGGGGGCUGACGCGCCGCCGCCGCCGCCGCCGCCGGCGGUGGCGACGGUGGAUAUUGAGCCCGAUAUCUUGGCGGACGAAGGGUACGUGGACGUCGAGCCCGCGCAACCCCCGGCCCUGGCGGACUGGAUAGCUCUUGGAGCAGUGGAGGCGGCGCGCGAUGACCUCGCCGCCGCCGCCGCCGCCGCCGCCUUUGGAGAGCCGCCCGGCCGGCUGAAAGGUCGACAGGACGGAGCUCCCGAGACACCGCCGCCGCCGCCAGCAGUCGCAUCUGUAGCGGCCGCGGAAGCAGAAGCUAGGCCGGACCUCGACGAGGACUCUUUCUGCAGCAGCAGCGGUGGCGGCGGCGGGGCGGCGGCAGCAGCAGGAGAGGGGGAGGAGGGGGGAGGCUACAGCGACGCCGACAGCGAGGCGAGGCUGACGGCGCUGGUGGCUAGGGUGGCCGUCCGCGGCGAGGAGUCUCGCGCGGCCUUGAUAGUCCAGGCCCUGGUGCGGGGAAGGGCGGCGAGGCGGCUUGCUGCCGCCCACAGGGGCCGCGAGUGCGCUCGGGAGGAGGCGGCAGCCGCGGCGGCGGCAGCGGCGGCGCAGACUGCGGCGGUUGCGCCCCCCUCCCCUGCCACCGCCGCUGAGUCUGCGCGAGAGGUGGAAGGCGGGAUCUCCGAGGGGGCUGCGGUGGCGUGGAUGGCCCGGAAGGAGAGAGGAGAGGCGAUGUCGGACUCAUUCGGCAGCUCGGAUUCGGAGAGCGGCCAGACGUCGGCGAUGCUGACGGAGAGAAGCACGAGAGAGAUAGCGGCGUACGAGCACGAGCACGCGCGUCUGUCGGAAAUCGCGAAAGAAGAGGAAGAGGCUGCCGUCACGGCGGGGGUGGCAGCCUUGACCCACACCCGAGACCCCCAAGAACCGGUGCGUUCUCCGGGGACCCGGGAAGAGCGGGAAGCAGAGCCGACCCAGGGUCCUUCCGUUCAAUGGGCAUCCCGUGAGGAGGGUGGCGAUGAUGGUGAUGGUUCGAGCGCGUCGAUAGCGGAGGAGAUUCUGGAAGAGAGUGCCGCAGAGGAGGUUGAGGACGCACCGGCGGCGGAGGGUGAGCUUGACGCGCUUCCUCCGUUAGCGACUGUUACUACCCUAGCCGGGUCGGCGACGGACGAUGGUGGUGGUGACGCCACGGCCGGGCAAGGGGACAAGCUCGGAGCGAGCCCGACGGCGGCGAACGCUCGUGCCGGGAGCCCGGUUGACGCGUCGGUGCUGCGCGACUACGACCAUGUCGAGGAGGCGUUGCCGCCGGUGGAGGAGAAGUGCGGGCAUGGCUCCGACAGUCUCGCCCACGGCUACGGGCUGGAAGCUUUCGGGUUCGAGGACGUGGAAGACGCUGUUGUCGUUGCUGCCGGUGCGGCGGGCCGGGAACGCAACAGUCUCGCCGCCGCAGCACGUGCCGAGGACGGUCUGUCGUCGGAAGUUGUUGCCGCGGUCGCCGCGCCCGUGGGCGAUGCUGAUGACUCAGCCGUCGCCGAGAGAGGCGACUCCGCCGAGCCGUCGUGUACCGACUCGAUGGUGCCGUUGGCGGAAGGGACCUCGGUCGAAGAGGGUUCGGUAGCCCCUACGGCGGCAACCGCGGGAGGCUCGAAUUUCCUGCGGCCUCCGCACGGCGGCAGCGGCGGCGUCGCCACCGGCAGCUACGAUUCUUGCGCGGACGACGACGACGACGACGACGCCUACAGUGAAUCAUUCGAGGAAGACCGCACAGACCUCGAGAAAGGCGACAAUGACGACGACAAAGCAGGAGGCGGGAGUCCGGUGGUGGAACUCCCCGCUCCCGGUGACGGUGCCCACCACGACUACGACGGCGGUAUCGGACGCGGAGGCCAUGAUGCUGCCGCGGACGCCGGAAGCUCUUCGGGGGAGAGGACGGACGAGAGACCGUUGGUGUUAUCCUCCGUGUCUGAGGUGUGCUCCGAGGAUUUGCUGGCGCAAGACGACUCGUCUCUAGCCGGGUCGUUUGCCAUCGGGCGGGACUACCUUGAGGAUGCGUUACCCCCGGCCAGCGGGUCUCGGACGUCUGGCGGCGCCGCGGUUGCGGGUGGGGGGUUGUUGCCGUGGCAGGCCCUUGUCUUCGACGCGUCUCCGUCCAGUGAGCGGGACGGCGGGAUGGGUGCCGGCGCCGGCGCUGCCACUGAGUACCCUGAUUCUUCCUUUCCGGGGAUGUGUGGCUAUGAUAACGGAGGGGGUGUUGGCGGUGGUGUCACCGGCGUCGCGGCCACGGUGCCGGACGGCGUGAGCGAUGACCGCGAUAAGGAGACAGCCGAGCGCCAGGAGCACCCCCAGGAGACCGGCGACGAUCUGCUACUGUACAGGCUAGCCGCCGCAGCGCCUACUCACGGCGACGCCGCUGACGGCGACGCCGCUGCUGCUGCUGCUGCUGAGGAGGAGAAGCGCGAAGGGGCAGGGGCCAGCGGCGAGACCAACGACGAGGACAAUGGUGGGGACAACGGCGCGGCCCAGGGGCUUCUGUUGCCUUCUCCCGGGCAGGAGGUCUGGGGCGAGGAUAAUGCUGGCUCUCUCCGGUGCCACUCGCCGGAUGGUGCUGUCGAGGUCCAGAGCGAUGACGGGACUGCUGCGGCGGUGGUCCGAAGCGGCCACCUCGAAGAGGGCGCGGGAAGUACACUUGUCGUGCCGGAGUCCGCGCUGGUGGGAGAGAUCGCGGUUGCGGUGGCUGCUGACGGUGGUCUUGCUGGCGUGGCUGAAGCCGACGGUAACUACAGCCGGGUCGAAGAGCCCACGCCGGCGGCCGACGUCGCCGAACGGGUUUCCGGGAGCGACGGCAGCGUUUUCUCAGGCGGGCAAGCGACGUCGUUCGAUGCCGGCUACACGUUCAUCGAGAAGGCUGAGCCCCCAGAGGGUGCAAGAGAACGCCAAGAAGGGGGGGAUCGCGAGGGGCUGGACGGCGAAGCGGAGGCUCUAGGCGCCGAGGUAGAUCAACCACAUGGAAGCCCUCCGCGGCUGUCGAUAUCGACUCCUUCUGACGUUGAAGAGCCGGGGCCCCUCUCCAUCGAUAGGGGUGAAGAAGGCGCUUCCCCUGGGCCGGAGAAUCAAGAUGAGAAGCUCGGAUUUGGCAGCAACGGAGAUGUCGAAGGUGUCGGAGAAAACGAGCCUGAAGAGGCGUUGGUCGGAGAUGUGCAGCUGCUCCCCGGUGCCAUUGGGAGUGGGAACGAAAGCGACGAUAAGCAGCCCGGGGGGGCUUGGUCCGGAGGCUACGACUUCGAGGAGGAGGCCGUGGUUCCUUGGGACGAGGGAGAGGAUCGGCAGGACGAGCAAGCGGAAGCUGUCGUUGUCGGAGAUGAUAGAGGAGUGCCGCCGGACGUCCAAGAAGGCGACGAAGAGGACGACGCCAGCACGUGGUCGGGGCGUCGGUUCGACUUCGACGAGGAUGCGGUCGUUGCCGCCGAGCCGUCGUUUCGGGUUGAAGCUUCGUCCCAUGACGACGAUGGCGAUGAAGCCUGUCUGGCAAGGGCCGACGCCCCUGCUGCCCCCGUGGAAGCAGAGGGCGAGCGUGGCGAUGUCCGAGAGGUGAACGUGUACCGUGCCUUUGUCGCUGGGAGUGGCGGUGCCGCUGGAGACGCCGCCGUCGGGCAGCAGGCCGGCGAGCUGCAUGCUGACCAGCCGCUGGCGGAAGAGUCGUCCCGUUCGGAGGCCCCCUUCUCCGCGGUGGCGGCGCGAGCGGAGGAUGGCAUCGACUAUCUCGAGACUUUCGACCAUGUGGAAGACGCCGUCAGACCGCCGGCUGUCGGCGAGGGGGAGCCGCCGCUGCUGCCACGGCCGCGGCCCUCCGAGGAUCAAGAGAUCUAUUCCGCUUCGCGCAUGUCUGUCCAGGGUGAUCGACGUGGCCGCGAAGAAGAGGAAGAAGCCGGUCGGGCGGUCGCAGGGGUUGGUGGUGAUGGCGCUAUCGGGGCCGUGCUGGACAGCAGCCACGACAGUUUCGGGCGCGGUGGGGGUAGUGAUGGUGAUGCCGUGGACGACCCGUCGCCAAUACAUGAACAGCAGCAGCAGCAGCAGCAGCAGCAGCAGCAGCAGCAGCAAUCCUUGUCGGCUGAGAAACAGCCGGACGAAGUUGCAAGCGACGGGCCCACGAUCCCCGCUUUCGGCGACGUUUCCACCGCCGCUACUGCUGUUGCUGCAGUUGGUGUCGAUGCGGAGCACACCGUGACUCCAAGGUCGUCUUUGCCGCCCGUCGAAGCUAAGGAAGAGGGGCGUGUACCUGAGGCGGAGAACGGCAGUGCCGGUGGCGGAAGCAUUGCGGUGGGUUCAACGGGGGACGGAAACGGCGACGGCAGCGUUUCCGGCCUCCGGGCAUCGGGCACCAAGCCCACCUCUGGUCCUCCCCUUGCCGCUGACGAUGGUGCUGUUGUUGCUGUUGCGCGCGAGGAAGCCGCGUACGGUACGGAGACGGCGGUAGAGGAAGCCAAAGCCAAGGCCACCGGCGUGGCUUCCACCGAUUCGAGUGGCGAGGAUGCGCCGCCGGCCUCUCUCUGGGGACCUUCGCGAACAAGCGAGGACAAGGAGCGGCUAGUCGACGACAUCACGGACAAGCUGCUGGCGAGCCUCCUGAAGCGAGCGCUCGGUACCCCCGCCCCGCCCCCCCCAGGGGCCAGGACGACCGCGCCAGAGAGAGAAGAGCAGCACGACGGGCCAACGGUGGGUCACGCGACCGGCGACGCCCUGGUUGACGGCGAGGCUAGCGAGGACGAGGGUAUCGGCAGUCGACGGGGCCCCGCACUGUGGGAAGAGCCAGACCAUUACGAGGACACGGACGAUGAUGAUGACGACGAUGAAGAGGAGGAGAGGGAUAGGGCGGGCACGAGGGAGGACUGGGGCACCGCCGCGGUGACCGAGACCUACCGCAGCGAGGAGGGUAUGCUGAUGGUGGUGAGGGAUAACGGGAGCGACGACAGCGGCGACAACGGCGGCGGCGGCAGCGACGCCGCCCUCGGUGACUCCCCCGAACAUGAACGCAAAUACCAACAGCCUGAGCAGCGGCGCGAUGCGGAGGAAGAUGGAGAACUGGGUGGAUCGGGACAGCCGUCACGAAGCAGCGAUGGUGGGAAUGACGACGGCUCUGCUGCUGUCAGUGCCAGGUUGGGCGACGAGGAACAGGAUGAUGACGAUGACGAGUACUACUUCCCGCCCCUAACGCUCGCCCGACCGAAGAAGCCGUGGAUGGCUCUGGCGGCUCUAGCCGACAAUGACAACGGUUGCAGUAGCGGAGUAGGACAGCACCACGGCCCUCAAUCACCCUACCCGGACAACGCUUCCGCAGAGGGGGUCAGCUUCGGCGUACGGACCGGCGGGGGAGGGGGCAGUGACGUUCGCCUUGGAGUGCGGACAGGUGAAGGAGGAGACGUGCGGUUCGAGGGAGCGGACAUGGGGCUAGCUUCCCCUGGUGCGAUGGCGGCUGCCGCGGAGCAAGGCGAUCUAGGCGAGGCUCGGGCGGGCGGAGGGGGGUGGGAGGGAGGGGCGGCCGCUGGGGCGACGCACGAGGACAAGGGGGGGGGGGUACGGGUCGGGGAAGGGGGGGGGGGGGGCGAGGAAGAAGAGGACCCAUUCAUGAUGGAGCACGAGUUGGGGUGGCCGGAGUACCCGUGGUGGCCCGUCCUAGCUGAUGCCAUCGAGACGGCGUUGAGGUCCAUGACCCUUGAAGAGCUCAACAGCCGGAUGUCGAUGCACUAUUUACCGGACGAGCCGUUCAUUGAGGAGCUGGAGGGUAAGGACGGUAUGGAGUUCCCACCCCCUGCGGAGCCCCCCCUUGAGGACGAGGCAGUAAUCCCGGCCAGAGUCAUCGAUGAGCUGAUCGAUGCAUCGGACGAAGCGGUCUUGGCCAGCCUUAACGAGAUGGAGGGUAUCCCCAAGCCGGAUAGGGAUGCUCUCGACUCGGCCCGGUGGAUGGCCUACGAUGCAGCGAACGAGUACCUGGCGGAACGGCGAUCGAAGCGGGCGCCGAGGAGGCCGCAGGACCCCCCCGCCCCCAGCGGAAAGUUACUGCACCUCUUUGAAGGCUUCCAGCACUUCCGGUCGAUGGAUGACGCGGUCCUAGAGGUAACCUCGGCUGUGCUGGGGCAAGACGGGGCCUGCUUGCCCGGGCGGGAGCCAAAUCCGGACCUGAUCGAGACGCUGCCGUUGGACAGCCGUCCGGAGGACUGGCUCUUCCACGAGGACGACCUGUACUACGUAAAGUGCAGGGUGGCCGAGGGCAUCUUGGAGGAGCUCGUGGAGGACACCGUGCAAGAGUGCAAGCGGGUUUACUCGUUGAGGGAGGGGGCGAGGGAGCGGUGGCUGGCCACGGAGGAGGUGGCAUGAAUGAGUAGGUUGGGCUACCUCGAGACGGUAUCUGAUUGGGUGGGAUGAUGCCACUGCAGGUUGGGUCGAACAACCGGUCCUUUCAACUGCGCGCGCACCUGAUCAGGAUAACAAAAGAGAUUUCUACACACGGAUGAUUGCGAAGUUUGGCCGGUAGGCCUCGGACCAACGGUUGGCCUUUUUUGGCUGAGAGAUAAAUACUCAGGUCAUUUGGUGAUGUGCUUGUUAUUGCAUGUCGUGUUUAAUUUGUCACGUGUACUGUUUGCUCUUUAGUGUGACGACGUCGAGGACACCACCAGUCUCGAAACACUCAUGCAUGCGAGGCGCCAUAGGCUUUGGACUGUGGGACAGCAGUGGGACAGAGUCUAUGAAAGAAUGAUGCCUUCGGAUCUUUGCAGUCUGACUUACUCUCUCUCUCUUUCUCUCUCUCUCUCUCUCUCUCUCUCUCAGGCGACUCCGUAACUUGUUUUAUUGUGUCUGAUACCAGAUAGUCCUGUUUAAUAUGUCCCGCUGGGUUGGCUGAAGGGGAAUUCAGUGGUGAACGUCAUGAAAGCCUCGCUGCAUGAGGGUACUGUAGUGCGAUGAAAUUGUUUUCCAACUUUGAGGGCGUUAAUAAAAGCAGUUUUGCAUUUGUUCAAGAAACACCCGUCGGUCCGUCUCGAGAAAUAUUACUGUCUUUUGGGGGUUUCUGUUUGUUUUUUGUUUUGGCCGUCAAAAAAAGUGUGAAAACGUCGUGUUUAUUUAAUUGUUUUCUCUCUAGACUACCAGUGUUUGGCCGUGUCGGGUGUCCUUUCGAUGAUGCCGUUUUGUAAAUACCAUCGAAACGUUGAUUGCUUUCGCCCUCUUUUUAUUUCGUCGUUGCAGCGAGCGGUGCGGGCUUGAUUCUGCUACGAGGGUUGCAGGUUCGAGAAUCUGCCUGGUGAUGUUGUACCGUCCCUGCUAGACCUGUAAUGUAACACUAUUUUACUUUCUGUAAAUGGUAAGGGAGUUGGGA
This is a messenger RNA of Ectocarpus sp. CCAP 1310/34, 7687 nucleotides long. The record is from the annotation of a GenBank genome assembly. Lineage: Eukaryota; Phaeophyceae; Ectocarpales; Ectocarpaceae.